AUGUCAUUGCUAGGAAACCCUGACACCGAUUUGCCAAAGGUAAACACACAGUUCGUCUUUUCUAGAAUAAUGGAUUGGAGUGGUCCACUUGGAAAACUUUGGAGAUUUGUGGGCUUACCAGUGACUCUUCAGCCUUUCAAUGCCUUUGUACUUUGGUUUUCACUGGCGAUGGUAACAAGUUCAGUUAACACAGAUAAACCUGGAGAGAAAAUGUAUUCCUGCCUAGUAAUUCAGUGCAGUGCUCUUGAAGUCAAUGGCUUACCAGGCAGAGAGGGAAGAGAUGGUCCCAAAGGUGGAAAGGGAGAAGCAGGAUAAAGACUGAGAAGUCUACAGGCUGUCCCUGGAAAGAGUCCAGGAAUAAAAGGUGAUUUAGGAUCACAAGGAGAGAAAGGAGAAGGAGGAAUUGUGCUAACUGAUGACCUGCAGAGAGAAGUAACUGCUUUGGUAAGAGAAGUACAGGGUUUGGAGGCUGAACUGAAUAGAUACAAAAUUCUUUCAGAUCCUGAUUCGAGAGCUCUACUUCUGAAAACAUCAAGAGUAUUGGUAAAAAAAAUAUUGGUCUCAACUGGAAAAGAAGGUACUUUUGAUAAUGGAAAAUCCCUUUAUGCAAAUGCUGGAAGUGCACUUGUCUCUCCUAGGACUGAGACUGAGAAUACAGCUUUAAAAGACUUAAUAAGACCUUCAAAGCAGGCUUAUAUGGGGAUAUCUGAUGAACAGACUAAAGGCAGGUUCAUGCAUCUGAAUGGAGGGUCUGUAACUCAGAGAAACUGGAAUGCUGGAGAGCCAAAUAAUCUAAAAAAAUAAGACUAUGCAGUAACACAAAACCCUGGAAAAUGGAAUUACGGUAAUUGUUCAAAUUCACAUGCCUUAAUUAUUUGUGAAUUCUUGAGCUGA
Messenger RNA from Eurypyga helias (sunbittern), 894 nucleotides. Its product is annotated as mannose-binding protein C-like. Lineage: Eukaryota; Metazoa; Chordata; Aves; Eurypygiformes; Eurypygidae. Gene Ontology annotation, cellular component: multivesicular body; rough endoplasmic reticulum. The record is from RefSeq and is a predicted model, not a curated record. Gene Ontology annotation, biological process: positive regulation of phagocytosis; surfactant homeostasis.